Lagopus leucura (white-tailed ptarmigan) is the source of this 9429-nucleotide messenger RNA. It is a transcript of the gene BCAR3, whose product is annotated as BCAR3 adaptor protein, NSP family member. Bases 59 to 2572 code for a protein of 837 amino acids. Gene Ontology annotation, molecular function: phosphotyrosine residue binding; guanyl-nucleotide exchange factor activity. The record is from RefSeq and is a predicted model, not a curated record. Gene Ontology annotation, biological process: small GTPase-mediated signal transduction; positive regulation of peptidyl-serine phosphorylation. NCBI's taxonomy places the organism in Eukaryota, Metazoa, Chordata, Aves, Galliformes, Phasianidae. The transcript is spliced from 14 exons.
GGCCGGACUCUCGCACGGCCGGGCUCGGGCGGCGCCGCGCAGCCCCGCAGAAUCAAGAAUGAUAGCCGCAGGGAAAUUUGCAAGUCUUCCCAGAAAUGUCUCAGUGAACCAUCAGUUCUCGUUAGCAUCGUCCAUGGACCUUUUGACCACCAAACCUUCACUAACUGAGCAUCGCUCAGACUCCUUUCAAGACAUAUCUAUCCAUGGCACUCUCCCCAGGAAGAAGAAAGGAACGGUUAAAGUUAGGGCUUGUGAUAUGUUUAACCAUGUGGGAAUGUUACCAAACACCAGAACACAAAGGCAACAGCCACCUUUUGUACAGGAUGUCAUAGAAGAGUACCCUCUACAAAAUGGGAAGAGCAACAAACUCCAUACCAGUUCUAGAGAUCAGAAUAUUCCAGAUCCUACUUUGGAGUAUGUCAAGUUUUCUAAGGAGCGGCAAGUUAUGGACAACAGCCCAGAAAAACUGAAGAAAGAGCUAGAGGAAGAACUGCAGCUCAGCAGUGAAGAUUUGCGUAGCCAUGCCUGGUACCACGGACGGAUUCCUCGGCAGGUGGCGGAAGACCUAGUUCAGAGGGAUGGAGAUUUUCUGAUUAGAGAUUCUCUUUCCUGUCCUGGCAGCUUUGUUCUUACCUGUCAGUGGAAGAAUACCUCUCAGCAUUUUAAAAUCAACAGGAAAGUUCUAAGAUUAAGUGAAGCCUACUGCCGUGUUCAAUAUCAGUUUGAACUUGAAAGUUUUGACAGUAUCCCUGGCUUAGUUAGAUACUAUGUUGGGAAUCGCACACCAAUAUCAAAACAGAGUGGAGCAAUUAUUUUUCAGCCUAUCAACAGGACUGUGCCUCUCAGGUGUCUAGAAGAAAAGUAUGGCUUAACUCCAGACCGACAAAAAGAGCAAAGUAUCCCUGAAGGAAAAACAGAAACUGCAAAAAGACUGAGUCUUGGUAUAGCCAGCAUGCAGUCCCAGGAGCAGAGCAUACCCAGAGGAAAUCUUUUGAGAAACAAAGAAAAAAGUGGUAGCCAGCCAGCUAGUUUGGAUCACGUUCUGGACAAGAGAUUCCCUCUUAAAACUCACCAGUCGGAGAGCUAUCUGCUGAGAGGUUCAAGACAUUCCUCUCGAUUACCUGAAGCAGAUGCUGACUCCUGCCCAAGCUCUCCUGCAUUUAGAACAGGCAGUGAACCUUCUUUAAGCCCCACAGUUGUUCAGAAAGUAACCUAUGAUUCACAAGCAGGAGAAGCUCUUAGAGGAUCAGACAGCCAGCUCUAUCCAAAGCCUCCACCUAAACCCAGCAAAGCAGCCCUGCUGAAGACCCCAGAUUCUCCUACGGUUUCCCAUAGCUCAGAAGGACACUAUUGUGAGCUAAGCCUUGCCAGAGAUUCUGCAGCAACAAAACAACAUUUAUGCCAGAAAAACAGCUACGUGGAGCAUCUGACACAAAAGGAGAGGGGAACACAAUCAUUCAGGAACUCUGAAACAAGUUAUUUGAUCCUGGAUGAUGACCCUACAACGAAUUCUGCAAGUCCUUUAGAUGUUUCAACUGAGACGGAUGAAAAAAAUAAUGUGUUUUCUGCACCUCUUUUUGAGACGUUGUCUAGUUUUAAACCAAAUGAUUUUGAAUCCAGACUACUUCCGUCUGAAAACAAGCCUUUGGAAACAUCAAUGCUAAGAAAAAUUAAGGAGCUUUUCACCAAGAAUAACCCAAAGGUUAUUGCACAGCAUAUUCUUAGAAUGGACUGCAAGGUGGCAAGGAUACUAGACGUUUCUGAAGAGAUGAGGAGGAUUAUGGGAGUGAACUCCGGUCUUGAACUGAUUACUUUGCCUUAUGGACAUCAACUGCGCCUGGACCUAAUUGAAAGGCACAAUACCAUGGCAAUAGGAAUAGCUGUGGAUAUCUUAGGUUGCACAGGAAAUCUGGAAGACAGAGCUGCAACAUUAAACAAGAUCAUCCAAGUUGCAGUGGAGCUGAAGGACUCACUGGGGGAUUUGUAUGCAUUUUCUGCCAUUAUGAAAGCACUGGAAAUGCCACAGGUCACCAGGUUAGAACAAACAUGGACCUCUUUAAGACAUCAUUACACCCAGACUGCCAUCAUGUAUGAAAAACAGCUGAAGCCAUUCAGCAAAGCUUUGCAUGAAGGACAAGAGAUGGUCAGUGUUCCACAGAAUCUAACACUGCCACUGCUGAUGCCUCUUGUUACCUUGAUGGAGCGACAAGCUGUCACUUUUGAAGGGAUGGAUCUGUGGGAAAGCAGUGACCAAAGCUGUGAAAUAAUGUUCAGGCACUUGACCACGGCUCGUCAGAUAGCACAGAAUGCAGAAACGUACAGCUUGACUGCACAACGGAUGCUGGAAGGUUUCCAGCCAGAUGAAGAGAUGAGCGAAAUCUUCAAGACAGAAUUUCAAAUGAGAUUGCUCUGGGGCAGCAAAGGAGCACAAGUUAAUCAGAAUGAAAGAUAUGAGAAGUUCAGCCAGAUUUUAACUGCACUUUCCCGAAAACUGGAACCUCCUCCAGUGAAGCAGCAUGUGAAGCACUUUAAUUUUUGCUGGAGGCUGGGCAGCUACGCUGCCAGGAAAUGAAUGAUGAAAUGGCAAGAACAAAAAACCUAGCAAAACAUCCAUACCCUACAGGCAAAUUAUUUUUGAGUCAAGCAACCAUAGUAUAUGUUGUUAACCUUACCAUCAAAAGGAUAUAUUGCCUUGCAAUGUCCUAUAGCUGGUAAUGGAUCAUCAUCUUCAAACUCAUCGUCAAACUCAUUUGGAUGUGCGUGCUGCUGUGGUGGGCCUCGGACUUCCUGAUUCGCAUCAUCUGUGUAACUCCCUUCAGGGCUAUAAUGCAAUGAUCACAGCGUGAGGAUUCUUCAGAGUUCUGAGCUCUGAAACUCUGAACAUAUAUACAUCAUAGGAAAGUGCAAGACCCUGGAUAUUUCUUUGGGAAGGCAUGUUAACAGUUCCGGAAGUGAUCUUCUGAAAGUGUUUUGAUCUAACAACAAGGGCUUGGACCAAAUUCUCUUACAAAACCAAAGAAAUCAGGUCAGUGUAACGUAAUGGAAGAAGACAACAUUAAAAGGUACUAUGAGCAGGUGUUACAGUUCAACUCUCCAUUUUUCUACAUUACCGUGAUGAUCUUAGUGACCUCUAGAAUUUAGAACUAGUAAGAUUAUCCUUUGGAAGGACAUAAACUUUCAGAGGAUAAGGAGCAACCUUCUAUUAACUAUUGGAGAGAGAUACUGAUUCUAGCAUAGAUUUAAAAGCAGUAGAGAUAGAACAGAAUAGUGACCUCUCUCUGCCCUGUGUUACAAGGUGGUUGAUAUCACUGCUGUGUCGCCUGUCAGUUCUGGCUGCUACUUUUCCUUCAACUUCAGAGAGCCAGGCCUUGAAGAAAAGAAGACAAAUACUGGUAUCAAGAUGAAAGCUGAUCCUAAACCAGCAACUACAAUUUUAAAAAUGCACUUAACUACAUACUGUUUAGUUGUUGGUGUACAGCCACAGAGGGACUGUAUUCAUCUAUGAAGUCUUGAAAUUAUUUUAUAUGAAGCAUAAAUAUUUCUGCUUAGCCUAUACUCUGUACUGGUGUUAAGUAACAGAGAAAAAAAAUCUGUAACCACCUAUGACUUGCAGAAUAAUUCAUUCAUAAAUUCUUCUCAACAUCCUGCAUCUACUAUAAAGUACGCUGUCAUUCCAGCUAGACUAACAUUUCUGAAAAUAGAGCACCCCACAGAAAACUGUACUGGGAGAUCUUGGUUUAAUCAAGUAGUUUCACAGCUGAUCUGUAACCCAUAAGGCAGUGUACCAUAAUAUAAUUCAUGUACAUUUUUUAAGAAAUUGCUUUAGAUUCUAACCUCAUUCUUGUGUAUUUCCAUCCGCAGGCGGUCCAUGUUGCUCAUUGUCUCAGCUAACUUUGGCUGUAAACUGCUUGGAUCACCCAUCUGGGGAUUUUUUUCAUAAACAUCUCUCAUCUUGAUGAGGGCAUCUCUAACAUAGAAAACCCCACAAUAAUUAUACAAAUUAUAUAUACCUGUACUAGUUCCUUACAGCAAAGAUACUGCUUACAUUUGAAAUCUUAGCCCAUGAUUACAGUUCACAGAUAGUAAACAAAGAUACUAUACUGGAGCAGGAGGAUGCAAUGUUAGCAGAAUCUACGUAUGGCAGAUCUUCAAUUAAAAAUAUUUUCAAUAGCUUACAAUAGCUUAUUCUCUCCUAAUUUUUGAAGUUUUUGGCUAAAGCAUAGGACUUUAACUAUGAUGCACUCACUUUUGGUCAGUUUCCUUCUGUAGUUCUCUGUUGAGUUCAUCAAUUCUCUGCUGAAGUUUCUUGCGUCUCUGUUCUGGAGGAAGGUGGCUGAAGUCUUCCAGUGCAGGGCCCUGAAAAAAUAAAUACUAUUACACAAGUAACACACGCAUCUAGGCAGCUGAACUGACAUACCCACACAUGAACGGUGUUCACUGGAAGCAAGAUGGACCUUCUCAGAACUCUACUUGACACACAGCUCUUUAAAAGACCACAACAGAAUUGAUACGUGUUCUUGGUGCUAUCCUGUAGUCACUCAUUCAAGGUUCUUUCUACCUUCUGUAACAGCUGGCUUGGUGUUGCGAUUAAUAAUUUGUAGAUUAAGCACUAAUUAGUCUAAGAAGCUGAGCCACGAAACUUCCUAGUUUAGCCACUGCCCCAGUGCAGAUGUAGCAAAACCAACAUUACUUACUGAACAUUUAUUUCAGUCAGAAGAAAAAUCUAACGUGUAUAUAGCACAUAGGUAAUUGAAUCUUUCCACAGCCUGUUUUCACUGGCUACUUGGAUGCUGUCAAAAAAAGAACACUGUCAUUUGGACCUUUGUUCCAAAACAUUAAUAAUAUAGUUCUCUUUCAGAAGCUCAUCAAUCUUGCUAGAAAAAAAUAUUAAAAGAAUCUCAAUUGGACUUACAAAGUUCUGACACAUUUUCCCUAGAGUAAAACCAGUUCACAGAGCAUAGAAUUUAUACAAUCAAACAAAACUUGCUCAUAUAUUCCAAGUAACCUUCUUAAUUAUAAAAAAGAACAUUUCAAGGGAGGGAAAAAAACCUGCUAAUUCUCAAUUUUUAUUAUUAUCUUUUUAAACUUAAGGCCAAAUAUUGGUAUGAGCCCACAUUUGCAAAGGUUUGAUUGCAAGCUUGUGCUAAGAUUAUAAAUAGUAUGGUAGAAUUGGCAUGUAAUAAAGCAUGGGAGGAGAUUUUUACCAAUCAUGUGAAUUUGAUGUGCUAACUUUCCUCCAUGAGCAAUAGACACCUAAACUGCUUAUUAAGAAGGUAAUAUAGUACACAUACUGGUAACAAAGUUACAUUACUUUCUUACAAAUAUUUGUAGGUCAAAAAAACCUGCUUGCCAUUACAGAGACCCUCCACAGAUGUAAAAUGAGCUGGACAGCAUUUCUUUUGACAGGAAACCUAAUAAACAUUGCUGUCAAGAUUUUGACACAAACAGCCUUAGGUCCAGGUGCAGUUCUGGGUUUCUAGAUUCCCCCAUCUUAAUGAUCUUCUUGCCCCUCAACUUCUUGGCUCUCCUCCACUUCUAAAAUCCUAAUCUCUCUUACUUCUUAAGAUGGAAAUACACGAGCCCAUUAGAAAGAAAAAAAAAGGAAACCAAAGAUCAAAGUAUGGUGUUUCAAAAACAAAGAGUGUUUCUUAGAAAACAAAAAGGCUUUCAGGUGCUUCCACACGCUACAGAAAAACAGAUAAUCAUGUCCUUUGUAUCAUUGUUCCUUACAGGACAAUUAAUUAAAACCAGUGAGUAAUAUUCAGAGGAACACAGUUAUUCAUGUGAAUUUUUUUUACUUUUUUACUCUGCAAAGUUACAAUAUUGAUUAAGGGGCAUUUUUUCAUUUAAUAUAAAAGCAGUCUAGUACUCCUAAACAUAAAGGAUCAUCUCCUCUGUAAAUGUCAGGUUGAAUUCAAGUGCAUGAAUUUUGCAGUAUUCACUAUUCCUCUUUUAAACAAGUCUUGUAAUCUUUUUGUAUACUUCUAUCUUAUGCUGCUUUAAAAAUUAUUUCUGAAACAGAGAAAGCAUAAGUAUUUCCAUCGUCACCAACUGAUGAAUGCUGGUCAACCUUAAAAUCCCAAAACCACAGAAUAAAUUGCAGACAGAUCACAAGUCUCAUUAUCUCACAUUAAGCAUGUGGAUGGUUAAGAACACGACUGUGUAUGAGAAUGGAAAGUCUGAAGAUGUAUUCCAGUGCCUGACUUAGAGCAGUUAUGAUAUGGAAACACUUUCAGAAGAUUACUUUCAUGCUAUCUUAGCAGAAGUACAGCAGACAGAUCAGCACACGGGCUUACCGUCUUCACCGACCACUGCACAGUUCAUUUGAAAACAGAAAGAAACGGGAAAUUACUCACAUGUAACGACCAGUUACAAAAAUGAUUAAUGCCUAAAAAUGUAUCUUUAAAGUAUUAAACAUUAAUAUUUUAAACUAUGAAAAUACGUUUUACUACGAGCACAAGAACAGCAAAAGACAAUCAGGAAUGCACUUCUGCGCUAAGCAUUAUAGAUUUAAAAAAAUCAGUAGAUGAGAAUAGGUAGUUUAACUUACAAAACUAUAAAACACAACUUCUUUAAACUAGGGUUUAGAUUUGAGUGUUCAAAUGAUACACUUAACAAGCUUUUACUGUGGGAGAAGAAAUGCACACAGCCAACACUGCACAAAAUAGCAGAAUUUGAUGAUGAUGGACUGAUCAGCCAUAUACAAAUAGCUUUUUACAGCAAUCCACUACCAUCACCUUUACAAAGGUAAUUUACACCUUAUUAUCACAGAAGGCUACAAUAAACAAAGACCUUUUUCAAGUUAAUGAUUUUACUUUUUGUAAACAAACAUUUGGGUCAGCAUUGCUACCCUAGAAUGUUUUAGUUAUUCAACCUGGAAGAAGUAAAUAAACAAAAGCACAGCUUUGCUUUAACAUUCACUAUGCUUUCCAUGACCUUUUAUAAGCCUUUCCAGAGAAUGGCUAAGGAACUUAGGAGAUAGACAGAUAUCUGCAUUGAUAUGACCUUUAGCGAUUGCUAUGACUAUUGAUGAUUAGAAUUUCUAGCAAUAAAGAAAAUGAACAUCCUUCACAAAUGAUACCAUGGUAGAAACCUCAACAAAGUCCAAAGCCGUACAAUGGAUACAGAAUAAACUACUUUUUCUCUCUACAAAGAGCCUUCUAAGAAAAUGCAAAAUAAGAUUCAUGUGUCACUGUUCACAACACAACCAUGUAUGUAUCAAGCAGCAGUGAGGAAAGACCUCGUAAGUAAAUGGAAAUGAUGAUUUUGAAAAUAAUAAGCUGCAUGGAGUAAUAGUAUUAAUGAAAGGGAGGCGUGGCUAUUCCUAAGGCUUUUUUCCAUACCUUGUUAAUUUUGUAUAGAGAGAGAACUUCAGCUACUGUACACUAUGUUCUCUGUACAGCAGAUGGCAGGAAAAAUCCUAAUGCAUGAAGCACAGAAUGAGAGCAGCUCAGUUUUGUGAUCUCUAGUGCUUCAAAUGACACCUGGGGCAUAAAAAGCAGCAUGUCUGCUAUGCUUAUUACCUCAUCUUUGCUCAUGGAUAAAUCUCAAAGCAAAUUAAAACACCAUUUGAAAGUUGUGCCUGUCAAUUCUAUUUGGACAUAGUUUUCCAGGGAUAAAACCAUGGAAAACAUAGCACUUUGUAUUAGGAACUAUUAAGAAUAGAACAAACAGUAUUUCAAAGAUAAAACUGGUCAAUGACCUAAAAUCUAUUAAAAUUACAGCACACAUUUAAAGACAUUUGAUAUGUGAGGUCUUUAAAUGUUUGCAAGGUAUUUCAAACCACAUAAAACAAAAUAUUCAUCUGGAAGACUUAGAGAUUUCAAAACAUUUGAUACUGCCGGAUAACGGAGAUCAUCCACAUUUGGAUGUUACUAUCAAUCUUCUGUAUUGAGUUGAUUCUAUUUUACAGCAUGGCCAAUAAAUUGGUAAGAAUACAAAAUUAAAAUACUGUUUUUGUUUUCCAUGGGUAUUUUCUAGUUGUUAGUAACAAAUUCUAGAUCUAUUAAGAUUAUAAGGUAUCAAUUUGUGAGGAGUUGAUAUAUCCAAUGAUAAAACAAAAAGGCGGGGGUUAAUCAAGAUCUCUGCUACUUCAGCAACUUUAAUCCAGUUCUUGAGUAGGUAAGGAAGGAAUACUAUCUUCACAACCAAAAUAGAUUACAAUACCAUUCAGAAAAUAAAAGGAAAAGCUUCCCUUCAUCAAUACAUACAGAAUAUCUGGGGGUCUGAUAUAAGAUGUCAUGACAUGAUUUAAAGAAAGUACAUUAAAGCAUGGUUCAUUUCUGAAUGAUAGCAAGGGAGCCUCUAAAUCAUUAACUUUACUGCACUGCUGCGCUGUACUUUGAUCUCCACAUUACAGUAACCAGCCAUUCUUGGUGCAUAUGAGAUAGCACGCUGAUUUUUGUUUUCGAAUACAAGAAAAUCAUGAAUUAAAUAUAAUCAGGUACAUCCAAUUAUCUCAUUAUAAAGAUCACUAAGCAUCUUAAAACACACAAACUGGGCAGCCUGUAUUUCACUGAAAUAACAGGAAAGUGGCAAUACAUUUAUCACUUGUACUGUAAACGUUGCUAAGAAACCACUUAACAAUUCUCUUCUGUUGUCUUCCAAACAAAUUCUAUUUGCAGAAUAUGCCACUAAUAACUGAUAAAUGAAUUGACAAAUCUCAAAGUAAUUUUUCAAUACCUUUACCCAGAAGUACCUUGGACAAAAACAAUUUGUUAAGCAUAAAAUUAAGAGGGUAAUUUUUCAGAAAAUCAGGAUUGCAAAAUCUGCAAGCACUGUGUGCUGAAACAUUUGAUGUAUAAAAAAAUAAAUGAAACUUCUCCAUUCUUCGUUCUGUCUCAACAUCAACUACUAUUAUUUCAAUUAGAAGUCAGCAAAUAAAGCGAUCAUCUGUAAGCUUUUUUUAUGGUUACUAUUUAUUCCCUGCGGUGUAGUACUGCUAAAAUAUGGUAUAUGAUGGUAGGAAAACAUUUGUGAACGUGAACAACAAUGAAUAAAAGUUAUCAAACACAUGCUGAGCACCCUCUUUAUAAAACUUUUAUUUUAGACACAAGCAUUUGGAAUGUUACAACAAGUAUUUACACUAUUGCAAUUUUAAUCUGGUGGUAAGGUCUGUGUAAUAUGAAAAAAAAAACCCACAAACCAACAACCACCAGAGCAUCCUAAAAGUGACUGUAUAGCUGAGUACUGCUUAAAAAAGAGUAAGCCUUAUAAUGAGGGUGAAGAGCAUUAGAAAAGCCACAUCACAAACACACUGUUCAUAGCCCAUCAUGCAUUUCAACUUUUUAUCCAACUUACCCCUCUUUUGAGGCUUCUGAAAGAAGGAAUUCUGGGCUUCCCUGUUUUUAUGUCACUCAUGCAAUAAUGCACUGGUUCAAUGGAGAAUAUGGGAUACUGGGACCCAUUAGGAGUACUGGAUAUGUAUAA